Messenger RNA from Onychostoma macrolepis, 1060 nucleotides. Its product is annotated as galactose-specific lectin nattectin-like. Gene Ontology annotation, molecular function: signaling receptor activity. Bases 607 to 921 code for a protein of 104 amino acids. The record is from RefSeq and is a predicted model, not a curated record. The transcript is spliced from 5 exons. Lineage: Eukaryota; Metazoa; Chordata; Actinopteri; Cypriniformes; Cyprinidae.
GAAAAAUGAAAGUCAGAAGAAUACAGAUCAUAUUUAUUAUGCCUUAGCAUGAAGUUGCAGUUUCACAAUACAUGAUGUACACUUACAAAAAAGGCUGCAAAUCUUUUUUUUUCUUACACUUGAAAUGCAAUUUGCACUUUUACAACUCUUUUCUUGCGAAUGCAAAAUUAAUUUACGCUUGCUAUCUUAUGUACACUUUCAGAAAUCUUACCCUGCACAUGUAAAUCUUUUUGACGUCAUUUUACCUUCAUAGGGGUCUUCAAAGAAUAGACGGCGCGGAUGGGAUCGUGGACCGCAGCGGUGUAGUGUAUAUGACAUGAUUUACAUUUGCUGGCUUUGGCUAGCCUCCAAGCUAACGCAUAAGUGCCUGUAUUGAAUAUGAUUGCGCAUCGCUCCAGAAGAGUUAUUGUAAGCCAAUUUGACAUUACACAGUUUACACAAAACUUUUCCGUUUCCUAAUUCAAAAUAAUCCCACACCUUUCUGGUUCUUCGCUGGUCAUUUCGAGCUCGCCGCAACUGACAUGAAGAAAGGCAUGCAAGGUCUGAGCUUGUGAGAGUGGGUGGAGUCGAUAUGGAAAGAGAUGCUUCAAGAUUUUUAACAAUCCAAUGACCUGGAAGGAUGCAGAGGUGACAUGCUUGAACCAUGGUGGGAACCUUGCCUCUGUACAUAGUAACAAGGAACAAGCCUUCAUAAAGCUAUUGGUGUCAAGUUCAGAAUCAUUCUGGAUAGGAGGCUAUGAUGCUGUUUCUGAGGGGACGUGGUUCUGGAGUGAUGGGUCCAAAAUGAAUUUCCAGCUUUGGAGCCCUGGAGAACCCAACAACUUGGGUGUACAGAAUUGGAAUGACCAACAAUGUACAGACAAGUUACCAUUUGUUUGUGCCAUUGCUGAUUCAAUCCGUUUCCGUAAAUGCCCAUAUUAAAUCAGAAAUGACAUGCUUAAAACAUGUUUAAUACAGUGCAAAUGCUUUGUAUUCACUGAUUACAAGUUCACUUGCAGUUUUGCUUUGUGGCAUGUUGCCUCUGUGUUCAACAUCUUUCUUUCUGUAACUCAAUAAAUCA